UACGCAGUAGACGUAUCUAUAUUCGUUCUCCCGACGACGCUGUAGACGUUGGCGGUUCCUUUAUUCGAAAUCGGCGCCGCUGCCAAUUUUUCGCAGCGUGGCCGCCGGGCCGAGAAACCCUUCUCUCCCAAGAUCGCGGACGCGGCGGCCCUCUCCCCCCCAUCCGCGAUGGCGUCGGGCUCCCCUCGUUCCCGCAUCGAUCAGUUCUUUGCUUCAAGAAAGCGGAAACCUCCGGUACCCAAAGAUGAGAAGAAGUCUGAUAAAGAUCCCAAGAGCCCGCUCGGUGGAUCACCCAGUGCAAAAGGCAAUCUUGAUAGUUAUCUCGUCAAGUCUCCCGAUGCCAGUUCUUGUGCUGGCCGUGGCGCGGUCUUGUCGAGGCAUGACACCGUCAGAAGAAAUCUGUCAUCGGAGAUCAGCUCGGCUUCUGAUGUGGCAAAGAAGCCCAUCUUGAUAUCAUGUUCCUCAGGAAGUGGAGGUUCAUCAAAGAGUGUUGAAGGCCAGUCUGGGGUUCGAAUAGGAGCAUUGGGCGAGGCACCAGCUGAUGUUCUUGGGUCUGGAGAGCAAGGUCACACCCUCGAUGACCCUUGCGGUGUUGGUAUCGCGACCAGGCGGAAUUCAGAGCUCAGGAGGUUUGCAACUGAUUUUCUUUCUCUGUAUUGCAGUGAUCUCCCAACUGCUGUGAAUAUUCCUGUGGAACAAGAGUUGAAGGGUCCAAAGAGAAAUGGCAGCCCAUCUCUCUUAGUUGCAUGCAACAAAACUUGUGCAAAGAAGCAAUGUUUUUUGGAUCAGAGCAAUCUGUCCCAAAAACCUUCAAAGUUUGAGUCAAGCGCUAAGCCUGAGGAAGCACAUGCUGUUCAUUGUGAGGAUCUUGAUGGAUCAGGUGGUAAGCCCUAUGAGGAAAGUGAUGGUGGAGAUGCAAGCCUCAGAAGAUGCAGUACGACUCCCAAUUCUAGCUUAAUGAAGACAGAACAUUGUUUGCCUGAUUUGUCAACCAAUGUCUUGGCUGCUGGUGUGACUCCUAGAUCUGCAUCCAGGAGUUCCAUGUUCUCGCCAGGUGAUGAGUUUUGGAAUGAAGCUAUUCAAGUUGCUGAUGGUUUACUUGCUCCAGUUGAUAAAUUACCUGAAAUUCUGUGCUUUUUAAAAAGCGGAAGAUCUGGGAAUAAGUUAUUGCAGGACAAAUCUUCUUGUGCUAUUCCUCAGGGUGCUAAAAGUUUUUCUAAAUUGGACAGUGAUGAUUUAGCUGCUCGGGCUGUGGUACAGAAAGGUUGUGCGAAGCCAAUAGAGAAGCCUGUUGAAGCACCUAUAAUGUUGCUGUCAGGCAGUCAGCAAAAUGAGGUAUCCCCGUUGCCUGUGAAGCAUUUUGACUUCUGUCAGGAGGAAAAUGCACAUGAUCGUGAUGUGGAUGUAGAUGGAGUUGGUACUCUUGCAGGGAUUGGAGAUGUAAAUAGUGGUUGUCUGAAGCAGAAAUGUCUAGUGACCUCAGACAUUUCAAAAUGUCAUGAAGAUCGGGGCAAAACAGAAACUUUUGAAGAAGUUCCUAAAUCUUCUUCAAACACGUCAUCAGAUAUGAGUCCUCCUGAUUUAUCUUAUCCAACUAGAAAUUUGCCACACAUUGUGGACAACGGUUCUGAUUUGUCUAUACAUGAACGGACACGUGGUUUGCUGAUUCAAGGGAAUGGCUCCAAGCAUAUGCACAAGGACAAAAGUUUAUCUCAUGAUAUGCCACUACCUCGUUGUGAUGCUGAUGAUACAGAGAAAGAAACCCAUAGUAGAUCAAUUGCUUAUGGCUAUUGCGAAGAAGCCACGACUCCAUCCAGUUCUAUGCUAUUGAAUGAUCAUUUGAAGCUUACCAAUUGGCUUCCUUCUGAAGUAUGCAGCGUAUACAUGAAGAAAGGGAUAUCAAAACUUUACCCUUGGCAGGUCGAAUGUCUCCUUGUAGAUGGCGUCUUGGAGAAAAGAAAUCUAGUCUAUUGUGCAUCAACCAGUGCUGGUAAAAGUUUUGUAGCGGAGAUUUUGAUGUUGAGGCAAGUUAUAUCGACUGGAAAAAUGGCGCUGCUUGUACUUCCUUAUGUGUCAAUUUGUGCUGAAAAGGCCGAACACCUGGAACUACUUCUUGAGCCACUUGGGAAGCAUGUUCGCAGCUUUUAUGGAAAUCAAGGUGGUGCAUCACUUCCAAAAGACACUUCUGUAGCUGUAUGUACAAUAGAGAAGGCAAACUCUUUAAUUAACAGAUUGUUAGAAGAAGGUCGCCUUUCUGAACUCGGAAUUAUUGUGAUAGAUGAACUUCAUAUGGUUGGUGAUCAACACAGAGGUUAUCUGCUGGAGCUAAUGUUGACAAAGCUUCGUUAUGCAUCUGGUGAAGGAAACUCAGAAUCAUCUAGUGGAGAAAGUUCGGGUUCUAGCAGCGGGAAAGCUGACCCAUCUCAUGGUUUGCAGAUUGUUGGAAUGAGCGCCACCAUGGCAAAUGUAGCAGCUGUAGCUGAUUGGCUACAAGCUGCACUUUAUGAGACUGAUUUCCGACCAGUUCCGCUAGAGGAGUAUAUCAAAGUUGGGAAUACCAUUUUUGACAAAAAAAUGAAUGUUGUUCGAAAGAUCCCCAAAACGGCUGAUUUUGGGGGUAAAGACCCAGAUCACAUUGUGGAACUCUGCAAUGAGGUUGUUCAAGAAGGUCACUCAGUGCUAUUAUUUUGUUCGAGUAGAAAAGGAUGUGAAUCAACUGCAAGGCAUGUCUCUAGGUUCUUAAAGAAAUUUUCUGCUGGCGGACAUGAAGUUGUUGACUGUGAGUUCAAUGAUGCUUCCUCUGCCAUUGGGGCCUUGCGGAGGUGUCCUGCUGGAUUAGAUCCUAUAUUAGAAGAAACACUGCCUUCUGGUGUUGCUUAUCAUCAUGCCGGCCUUACGGUCGAGGAGCGAGAGAUCGUUGAAACAUGCUACCGUAAAGGCCUUGUACGUGUUUUGACUGCUACAUCUACCUUGGCUGCUGGAGUUAAUUUGCCUGCCAGAAGGGUGAUAUUUCGACAACCACGGGUUGGUCGCGAUUUCAUUGAUGGAACGCGCUAUAGACAGAUGUCUGGUCGUGCAGGUCGAACUGGAAUAGACGCAAGAGGAGAGAGUAUACUUGUAUGCAAGCCUGAUGAGGUCAAAAGAAUUGCUGCUAUCCUUAAUGAUAGCUGCCCUCCCUUGCAGUCUUGCCUCUCUGAAGAUAAAAAUGGGAUGACUCAAGCAAUCAUGGAGGUUGUUGCUGGUGGGAUUGUUCAAACUGCAAGUGACAUUCAUCGAUAUGUUAGAUGCACUCUCCUCAAUUCUACUGUACCAUUUCAAGAAGUCGUAAAAUCAGCUCAAGAUUCCCUUCGAUGGUUAUGCCAUAAAAAUUUUCUUGAAUGGAAUGAAGAGACUAAGUUGUACAGCACAACUCCUCUUGGACGUGCAGCUUUUGGCAGUUCUCUUACGCCUGAAGAAUCCCUUGUUGUCCUAUAUGAUCUGUCGAGAGCAAGAGAAGGAUUUGUUCUUGCAUCUGAUUUGCAUUUAGUUUACCUUGUAACUCCUAUUAAUGUUGAAGUUGAACCGGAUUGGGAAUUAUACUAUGAGAGGUUUAUGGAAUUAUCGGCGCUUGACCAAUCAGUUGGAAAUCGAGUUGGGGUGGUGGAACCUUUCUUGAUGCGCAUGGCCCAUGGUGCCCCGAUGGCUCUUCAAGAAAAACUGAGAGGGAGAAAGAAAAUGCUGCACAACAGACUGCAAACACGGAGUGUAGCCACUGAAACUAGCACAAUUUCUAGUGAAGAGACUCUUCGUGUCUGCAAACGCUUUUAUGUUGCACUUAUGUUGUCGAGACUUGUGCAGGAGGUCCCUAUUUCUGAUGUUUGUGAGGCUUUCAAAGUAGCCAGAGGCAUGAUUCAGGCCUUACAAGAAAAUGCCGGCAGGUUUGCUUUGAUGGUGUCAUUAUUUUGUGAAAGACUUGGUUGGCAUGAUUUAGAAGGUCUUGUUGCCAAGUUCCAAAAUCGGGUCUCAUUUGGAGUGAGAGCAGAGAUUGCGGAGCUUACUGCGAUCCCGUAUGUUAAGGGCUCACGAGCAAGGGCACUUUAUAAGGCUGGUCUACGCACUCCUCUUGCCAUUGCUGAAGCAACUGUUUCUGUGAUUGCAAAAGCUCUUUUUGAAUCUUCUGCAUGGGCUGGUCAAGAUGAUUCAGCCCUUCGUCGCCUGCAUUUGGGAGUGGCUAAGAAGAUAAAAAAUGGUGCGCGCAAAAUCAUUCUUGACCAAGCAGAAGAAGCAAGAAUUGCUGCCUUUUCUAUUUUCAAAUCACUUGGGGUUCAUGUUCCCCAGUUUUCACGACCUUUACUUUCUACCACUGCUGAGGAUAGCUCUGGACGAGGUAGCUUUACCUCUGCUGGUGAAGUUGCUUUAUCAUGCUUCAAUGGAGCAGAAGCUGUAAGAGACACUCAACUUGCUGCUCGUGAUGCAGAUAACACAAGUAUUAGUUAUAAUCAUAGUUCUCGUGAAAUUAAGAAAGAAAAUUCAACCGAUAUGAAGGAUAUAAUGGCAGAGGCUUCUGGAGGGGUAAACACAGCUGAAGCAGUGCAGCAUAACAGUAUCAGCACCGUUGCUGGGAUGUUAAUAAAAGCUUCUAUUGUAACCAGUGGCUCUCCUCAUAAGGUAAAUCAUCAUGAUGUGGGAACAUCAGGGGAUUCUCACAUUCCAGAAUCAACAAGCCAUGCAAAUGGUAUUCUUGAUGUCACACUAGGUUAUGAUCCAAAGAGAGGGGACAUGGGCAGAGUAGAUGGACCCAACUACAGUAAUGGAGACAUUUCUGACAAAGGUCCCAUUAAGGCCAGUAAUUUUCCUGGCGGGUUUGAUUCCUUUUUAGAUCAGUGGGGUGCGGUUGGGGAAUUUUGUUUUGAUGUUCAUUUCUUUAAACGACCAGAACUUCAACCUUCCAUCUUAUUUGAAGUUUUUGGCUUAGCUAUCUGUUGGGAAAAUUCACCAGUGUUUUAUGUCAACUUUUCAAAGGAUCUGGUGGCUUCUGGCAACCUUGAUAAAUGUGACAUCUGGGAGGUUGCUCUAAGUAGAUGGAAAAGGAUAGCUAAAAUUAUGGGAAAAGGUGGCGUUAGAAAAAUAACAUGGAAUCUGAAAAAUCAGAUUCAGGUUCUCAAAUAUCCUUGUAUUUCUAUUCAGAGAUUCAGAAGGCUCUGUGUCGAGUAUAAAAAGCUGAAUGACAUUGAGCUUAUUGACAAUUCAUAUAUUUCAUUGCCAUCUGUCUCUGUGAAUGAUGGAAUCGACAUAUGCUUGCUGGCAUGGAUCCUUUCGCCUGAUGAGGAAAGCAAAUCCAUUCCAAUCCUUGACAAGGUUGUCAAGAAACGAUUAUCUAGUGAGGCUGCAGCAGCUGCUAGUCGGGAUGGUAGGUGGAGAAAUCAAAUACAUGAGGCUGCACAUAAUGGUUGUUGUAGACGAGCUGCCCAAGUACGAGCUCUGGUUUCUGUUUUAUGGAAGCUUCUUGUUUCGGAGGGCCUGGUUGAAGUUCUUACCAGGAUUGAGAAUCCACUGGUUAAAGUCCUCGCAGACAUGGAACUUUGGGGCAUAGGUGUUGACAUGGAGGCAUGUCUUCAUGCAAGGCAUGCUUUAAUGAGCAAGCUGAAAGAACUUGAGAAGGAAGCUUAUAGACUUGCUGGCAUGCCUUUUUCACUUUAUACAGCUGCAGACAUUGCAAAUGUCCUUUUUACACACUUAAAAUUGCCCAUACCUGAGAGUUGCAAUAAAGGGAAGCGGCAUCCUAGCACAGAUAAGCAUGCCUUAGACCUAUUAAGGGGUCAACAUCCGAUCAUUUCAGUUAUCAAAGAACACAGAACCUUGGCAAAGCUUUUGUACAGCACACUGGGAUCAAUUUGUUCACGGGCUCAGUUGUGUAUGAAGUCCCAAAAAUAUACAAUACAGGGGCACUGGCUUCAGACCUCAACAGCUACAGGACGUCUUUCAAUGGAGGAACCAAAUCUCCAGUGUGUUGAGCAUUUAGUAGUCUUCAAAACCCAACAUCAUGAUGAAAGCAACUCAAGCGUUUCAAAUGUCAGUCAUUAUCAGAUCAAUGCUCGUGAAUUCUUUGUCCCUACACAAGACAACUGGUUGCUGCUAACAGCUGACUACUCCCAAAUAGAACUGCGAUUGAUGGCUCAUUUCUCUAAAGAUUCCGCAUUGAUUGAACUUCUAAGCAAGCCAGAUGGUGAUGUUUUCACCAUGAUAGCUGCAAGAUGGACUGGUAGGCUGGAAUCUGCCAUUAGCUCUCAGGAGAGAGAACACACAAAAAAGUUAAUAUAUGGCAUUUUGUAUGGGAUGGGGGCUAACUCCCUUGCCGAGCAACUAGAAUGCAGCUCAGAAGAAGCUGCCGAAAAAAUUCAAAGCUUCAAAACUUCUUUCCCAGGCGUUUCUGCUUGGUUGCAUGAAGCAGUUGCAUCUUGUAGCCAUAAAGGGUAUGUGGAAACAUUGAUGGGCAGAAAACGCUUUCUAUCAAAAAUAAAGUUUGGAAACAGCAAAGAAAAGGCUAAAGCUCAAAGACAAGCUGUAAAUUCCAUUUGUCAGGGCUCUGCUGCUGACAUAAUCAAGAUCGCUAUGAUAACCAUUCACUCUGUGAUUGCUGAAGGAAGUGAGCCUUUUAAUCUGAACAGUGGAUCUGCGACAAAAUUUUCCAACAUUAAAGGCCAUUGUCGUAUCAUUUUGCAGGUGCAUGAUGAAUUAGUGCUGGAAGUUGAUCCACAUCAUGUAAGGGAUGCAGGAAUUUUGCUGCAAAUGAGCAUGGAGAGUGCUGUAUCACUUCUGGUUCCGUUGCAUGUAAAAGUGAAGAUGGGGAAAACCUGGGGUUCGCUGGAGCCUUUCCAGCCAGAACUUUAACCUUUCAGUGGAAAGAAUUAAUGACUGGAAAACAAAAAGCUGCUGGACAUUUCAUCCAUUUAUCUAUUUUUGAAGACUCUAGGCAGUGUGGAUGGUGUUUCUCUGGCUUACAGGAGAAGUUCAACUGAUCUGAUAUUGAUAAGAUUCUGUGAGCUUUCAGAUGUCAAUUAAGCUUCCAUUUGGCUCAAUCAAUUUCGUUAGAAUGUGUAUUCAUUUCUGUUUAUACCCCCAGUCUUAUCUCGUGGUACCAUCCCAUCUCACUUACACCUUCUGUAUACAUGCUGGGCUUUAAAUCUCGAGAUAUGUUGUACAUAAUUUAGGAAGUGUUGUGAUUGGCUCUUAUCCUAACAACAAUCUUCUGAAUGGGUUCUGAAUUUUGGGGUCACGAAGAGAGGGUUCUGCUAGGCAACCUAUAAGAUAGGUUGGCAGGAAGUUGGACCUACCUUCACUGUUACAUAGUUUAAGUUCAUGCUGGGAAACAACGGUCCCCUACACUUGGAAAGAGCCUAUUGGAAGAGCGAAGAAGGCAGGGUCUGAUAUAGGAAUUUGCAUUCACGUCAAGACUCGGAUUAUCAGCCAAAAUGCCAGAUUGCAACACACCCCAUUACCAUUGUAUCUUGUACAGGAGGGUAAAUGGUCGAGCGAAUCUUUCUUUGGAUGCUAGAGGCAAUUAUAAACUAGUUCUCAGAGCUCUCUUUGACAUGCUUACAAGUGCUAGAGGCAAUUUUGAUAUGAAUACUGCUUCCCCUCUGGGCUCAUUUACCCAGGCCUGUGUGGCAACUGGAGAUUGGUAAAAUGGACAUGGUAGGUGGUUAUCGGAGGUUCCCAGGAGUAGGAAACCAGGUGGGAUCAUAUAAUCAGAUAUUGCAGAUCAUUGGGAGAUUUGAGCCAAGUGCAAGUAACUGUUUUUGUAGCGGAGAUUGCUCGGGUUAUAUGUUAUGGCUUAUAAUAGAUGCGGAAGUGACUGAUGUUAGACUUUACGGAUGUCAAUACUUGGAGAUUGCCUGGACUUUGGAAGGGGUACAUGACUUUACCGUGCCAGGACUCACCAUCGCCUAGCUGUUGGUAAUGCUGGACACAAAAAAAAAAGAGGCUCAUCUUUUGACGGAAGCUGCUUAGAACAUACUUGGGAUGGGGUGGUAGCUGCAGGAAACUUCGGGCUCGGUGAAGUUUUAAUUGAGCCAUGAACUUGUGUAACAAGCUUUACUGUUGCAUACACAGAGAUAUUGAAGUAGCUUGGAAAACAAAUCUUCUGGGAUUUUCUGAAAAUGAUGGAACUGCUGGCACUGUAGCAUGGCUCUGCUCAGAAUAACUGUAUUGACUAAAAUGCAUGCAGGAAGGUGUAGCAUAGUACGGAGUUGUGAGAAACUUGAGUAGAGAACUGUAUUAGAAAAGGCAUUUGACUUUGUACAGGGAUAUGGAAUUUCUGAAAUUAGUCUGAUCAAAUUGGUCCCACACUCCCACCUGUAAAAUAUACUUUGGUGUCUAUUGGACAUUGUAACAUAUUUGAAGGCUAUGAUAAUUCUUUAUGUAUUUCAUCCUCCACUGUUUGAAAUGUGAAUGAAAGUUGAAACAUUUGACUGCAA
Messenger RNA from Phoenix dactylifera (date palm), 8456 nucleotides. Its product is annotated as helicase and polymerase-containing protein TEBICHI. Gene Ontology annotation, molecular function: ATP binding; DNA-directed DNA polymerase activity; DNA binding. NCBI's taxonomy places the organism in Eukaryota, Viridiplantae, Streptophyta, Magnoliopsida, Arecales, Arecaceae. The record is from RefSeq and is a predicted model, not a curated record. Gene Ontology annotation, biological process: double-strand break repair; DNA-templated DNA replication.